AUGGUGGGUAAAAGAAGAAAAGCCCUCCUGGCAAAAGGAGUCCUCAAGAAUCCGAAAGCGGAAGCUGCCCGAGAAGCUUCAAAGGCCAAAAAGGCUCAAAAGAGUCUAUCGGCUCGAGCUGGUAAGGAAGACCGCCGUGCUAAAAAACUGGAACGUCGGAAGAAAGAGAAGAAAUCAUAUACUGCACAAGAUUGGGCAGAGCCUGCCCCAGAUCAUUUGAUUGCCAAGUUAGAUCUUCCCAAGCAUAGUUCUAAGUAUCAAUCGUAUUUCGAAUUUGCGGAGAAUACAGAAAAGAAGAAGAAGUUGGAGUUUCAGGUCACAAAUGAUCCCCAUCCUCCACCAGGAUUCACCUAUGUCCCUAUUGGAGAUCCGACUUUGACGAAUGCUUGCAAAGAAUUAUCGCGAGAACAAAAUGCUAUGAUCUUUAUUGUUUCGCGCUCGAAAGAAGACAACUCGAAAAUUUCCGAGCAUGUAUUUCGAACUGGAUAUCAUUUCCGAGAAGUCAUCGUGGACGAAGCGCGCAAAGCUGUCGGCGACACCGUUAUUUCGAACACGACCCAUGGAUUGAUUGAGCCAAUACCAGAAUCCCAAGACGAGAUAAACAAACAAGCGGACGCUGCAAUACGCGAUCUUUUUCCAAGAAUCCCUAAUACUGAUCGACAGAGGAUUAUAGAGCAUGCUUUCCAGAAAGGUGUCAAAUUUCAUGGAGAACCUACGGUAGGCCUACAAGCCGACCUUCCCUUGGCACGUCGAGUUCAGCUCGCUGUUCUUGCUCACAUCCGUCAUACACACACUAGAUAUGACAAGCUACUCAAGGAAACCAGUUGGAUAAAUGCACGAAAGGUAGUUGAGCCUGUGUGUUUAGAUGUCCUUGUCAAAUGGCGAGGAGACGAGGAAACUGGGCGUGAUCAAAUGGAUGAGAUCUUACGAGAAGUUGUCAUUAUUACUGAUUCCGACGAUGAAGAUGACGAAUCUGAUGAAGACGAUGAUUCAGAUGAAUCCUCGGAAGAGGGAGAGACAUCCAUCGGCUCUGCUGCUCUGGCCCUUCAAGAUGGUCCACAGAGGCGGCAACCUUUGAUGGCUGAGCAAGAUUCCUACGCGAAUGUUGCUGGCCCCUCGGACUCUAUUUCUUCUCAUACACGAUCUAGAGCAAGGCAAAAUGAAGGACUCAGAAAACCCCAGCCUCGCUUCAAGCGAUACCAAGCUGCAUGGGAUGAGGCUGUCAAUCGAGGUCAAAAUAACGUUCUUGAAUCUAACGGGCGAAGUAUACAAGGAUAUGAGGCAAGUAUGAGACCCACCCAACCUAAUGAUGCACCAAAAUACCAAGAGAUGCCUCGAAGACAAGCACCUAUCGCUGCAUCACGUCCUCAUACGGAGUUGGAGUAUAUCUAUCGUGACACAGAACCUCGGCAUAGUGUUCCGCCUGAACAACAAAUUCACCAUUACUACCAACAGGAGCGGGCACCUUCAAGGACGUUGCUUCGCAGGAAUGAGGUAACAGUUAGACCCCUGCAUGACCGCCCAGCUUUUCAACCUCCACAGUUUGAUACUGCCCCACAAGUGAGCAGAGUGCCAAGAUCCCAAGGAGUUGUCAGAGCUUCCCCAAAUAGGUCUGGAUUCCAAGACUUGCUUGCUUUAUCCAUUGAAACCCAAAAUGAUAGUAUAAAUGUUUCACCUCGUUUGGAUCGAGGUACUGUUCGCGACUUGGGUCACCAUCAAGAGUCGUAUCCAAGACACGUGGUUGAAGGGAGUAGAUUGACACCUAGGCCCCGAGAAGUCAUUCUCAUUGAUGAUGAUGAUGACAAUGAUGAUAGCCCAUACUCUAAGCGCCGUCGUGUGAUUGAAGAUGAUCAUGGGCGAUUCAGGCCUUAUCCUUCCAGGGUGCAGAAUGUCCAAAUCGCCCCAAAUUUCUCUUACGGGGAUGCAGACAGGCGUUCCGUUGCAUUACCCAGAUACACUGAAGGUUUGUCACAACACUUGCCAUUAGCAUCUUCACGACCUAUACUUUCAGAACGAGUGCCUAUUUAUGAUGCGCCUGAUUCCAGACCAUAUGAGAUGCAUUCAAGUCUAUCCAGGCGAGAAGAUGAGAGGCUCUCUUACCAGCAACCUGUAUCUUACUCGAGACGAGAGAUUGCUGCGCGACGUCCUUAUUUGACCAAUUCUGAUGAGACUUACAAUCCUCAGCGAGUGGCUAAUGAUAGUAUGAGAGUCGCUAAUCGUGAUCAAUUUGUACGACGAGAACAAGUUGAACCUGGUCAGAGGUAUUAUCUUCAAAGACCAGCGUCACCUGAUAUGCAUGACCCCAGAAGAAUUUCUCAUCCUCAAAUUGUGGAUGGUCCUGCAGACCAAGCUUUCAUUCAGCGUUUCUCUCAAUCUGGACUUGAAUCCCCCCUUUCUCGGCCACAAGAUGGUCCUGUUUCUUAUCAGAGAUUUGCUCCGAACAUUCAUCGUCAAGGCGAGUCGCUAGAUCAAGCAGCUAGGUCAUUCACAGUCAUGCGUCCUGUUCAAUCAAGAUCUCCCGUACGAUAUUUAGAUAGGGUAGAAAGAUCUGGUGAUAGAUCUGGUCCACCAGUAUACUACGAGAGACGUGAUCCGUAUACUAUUGAGCGACAUAUCUCGAAUACCAUGCGUGUUUCGGUGCCGCCAGACCCUCAUUACCAGACAAAUCCUCGGGUUAUGCACCCUGGGCGUCAAGUAAUUGUGUUGGAUUAG
Molecule: messenger RNA, 2712 nt
Organism: Botrytis deweyae
Lineage: Eukaryota; Fungi; Ascomycota; Leotiomycetes; Helotiales; Sclerotiniaceae
Exons: 5
Coding region: 1-2712 (903 amino acids)
Source: RefSeq, a predicted model, not a curated record